AUGCCCUAUGAUCUCGCAACCGUCAACCUUCUUAAGGCCAUCGCCUCUUUUGGUCAACGCCUAUUGUCGAGUUUCUCAGGGAUUGCCUUAACCGACCAGCUUCAGUCUUCAUCUCCUAAUCCCCCACAAGUAAAACUCAAUUCAAUUCAGCACCAAAUGGAUGAGUACCCGGAGGAGCUCCGCACGCCGCCUGUAGCCUUGUCAUGUGUGGUGGGCUGUCCGGAGGUGCACGGCUUGAUCGCGGCGCAUCUCCACUCGCAGCAGCCCCCUAUGAACACCAUCGCAUUGCCCGAUUUCGCUAAGAUCUCCGUGAUCCCAACAAGAAAGCCUCCGCGAGAUAUUUCUGAACCCAUCGGUGGCGUUAUCAAGAGAGAUUGGCUUUCCAAGCACCGGACUAGGAUUCCCGCCGUCGUGGCUGCUCUCUUCAGUUCGUCCGAUAUCUCCGGUGACCCCGCUCAGUGGCUUCAGGUCUGCAACGAUCUUGAAAACCUCAAGGUCACAAUCCGUGGGAGAAACAUCAGAUUGGUGGUGGUGGUUGUCUGUGAAGCAGGCCAUAAAGAUGACAUAAGUGAAGAUCGCAUGAUUGCGUUGCGGAAACGUGCGGAAGUAGAUUCUAAGAAUUUAAUUGUUUUCGUACCUGAUGAUCCAUUGGAGCUUAACCAAUCUCUAAGCAGGCAUGUUACUAUAAUAAUGCUCUUAUCCGAGUUUCUUGUGCGUCCUUUUUACCAACUGUCCUUAAAGCUCUGGACAGCAUUUGCCGAUCUGGCAAAUACAUAUUACAGAGAUGAAGGACGAAAAUUAAAAAUGCGCCUUGAAAAGAAAAGUUUCAGUUCGUUGGAGUUAAAUGUUCGUUACUGUUUUAAAGUUGCCGUGUAUGCAGAAUUUCAAAGGGACUGGUCUGAAGCUCUGAAGAUGUAUGAGGAUGCAUAUCAUGCUCUGCGAGAGCUGGUUGGAACAUCUACAAGAAUGCCUCCAAUUCAACGCCUAGUUGAGAUCAAGACUAUUGCUGAACAACUGCAUUUUAAGAUGUCAACAUUACUGUUGCAUGGUGGAAAAGUUGCAGAAGCAAUUGUUGGGUUCCGUCAGCACACUGCUAAUUAUAGGAGACUUGAGGGAGCUCCAGAAGUUAUAUUUCUUCAUUGGGAGUGGUUAAGCAGGCAAUACUUGGUAUUUGCUCAACUGUUGGAGACAAGCUCGGCCAGUGGUAUGACCUUUCCAAGUAUGGCCUCGGUUCCUUCUGAUAAACCAACAGAAUGGGAAUUUCAACCAGCUUACUAUUAUCAGCAGUUGGCAGCAAGUUACCUGAAGAAGAAAAAUAUAUGCUUGGAAUUUUCGCUGUCAAUGUCAGAAGAUAUUCCAGCUGAUGGGAGCGCUGAGUCUGUGGUUGCUUCAGUAUAUCAUGGUCAGUUUGCCCGGUUACUUGAGCGUGAGAAUACAUACAUUAUGCUACCCAUGACCGAUAAGGAGUAUGUCCAUUAUACACUUGUUGAAGGGAAGAGGUUCCAGGAUUCCUUUGAAAUUAUUGCUAUCCUGAAAAGAUCUUACGAAGCAUACAGUAACUUGAAGGCUGAGAGGGCAGCUGCCUAUUGUGGACUCGAGAUGGCUAGGGAAUAUUUUUCAGUUAGUGAUUUCGGUAAUGCUAAGAAACUUUUUGACCAUGUUGCAAGUCUUUAUCGACGUGAAGGCUGGCUCCUGUCGUUGUGGGAAGUCUUAGGUUAUUUACGCGAGUGCUCGAGGGGGAUUGGUUCAGUGAAAGAUUUCAUAGAAUACUCACUUGAGAUGGCUGCACUGCCUGAUGUAACUAAUGCUGGGCCUGCAACUCUUUCACAGAGAAUAAAGAUUCACGAGGAAACGUUUGAGGUUGCCAGGGGAGAAUCUGAACUUACUUUAAAAGAGAACAGUUCCCUCAAAGUAAGUAGUGAUUAUCCACUUUAUCUUGAAAUCGAUCUUGUGAGUCCCCUACGGUUGGCACUUCUUGCUUCGGUUGCUUUUCAUCAACCAUCAGUUAAGCCCGGUGCCAUGUCUCUCGUUACUAUAUCACUUCGGACCCAAUUGCCUAUGAAUAUCGAGAUUGAUCAGUUGGAGGUGCAGUUUAACCAAUCUGAAUGUAAUUUUAUCAUUGGUAAUUAUCAGAAGCCAAACAUAGCUGGAAUUUUGAAUGUACAACCAGGUCGCCGAGUUGAGACAGCUCCUACUCUGAUUCUUACUACAAACAAAUGGUUGCGAUUAACAUAUGAGAUAAAAUCUGAUCAAAGCGGGAAACUCGAGUGUAUAUACGUAAUCGCGAGAAUAGGUGCCCACUUCACAAUAUGUUGCAGAGCCGAGAGUCCUGCUUCAAUGAACGAAAUACCCCUCUGGAAAUUCGAAAACCUACUCGAAACCACUCCCACCAUCGAUCUCGGCCUAGCAUUCUCCGGGCAGAAGGCCAUACAGGUAGAAGAGCCAAACCCACAAGUCGACCUAAUCUUAAGCUCAUCUGGACCUGCACUCGUUGGUGAAAGCUUUAGUAUUCCUGUGACAGUUGCUUCGAAGGGGCACGCAGUUCAUUCAGGUGAGUUGAAGAUUAACCUGGUAGAUACAAGAGGCGGUGGCCUGCUUAGCCCCAGAGACGAACCUUACUUAACUGACGAUCUCCAUGUCGAGCUUAUUGACGUAACUUGCAGCGUGCCUGAAAAAAAUCUCGAAUCUCCUACGCCAAAUAACAUUCAGAAAAUCCAACCAUCUUUUGGGCUAAUCUCCAUCCCAUCUCUCGAUGUUGGCAACUCAUGGUCCUGCAAACUCAAAAUUAAAUGGAACCGUCCAAAACCUGUCAUGCUUUAUGUCUCGUUAGGUUACUGUCCUCAGAACAGCGAACCCAGCGUGCAAAAAGUGUACGUACAUAAAAGCUUGCAGAUUGAAGGCAAAACUGCCCUUGCAAUAAGCCAUCGGUACAUGCUCCCAUUCAGGCAAGAUCCUCUCUUGCUGUCGAGAAUCAAAUCCGUGCCCGAACCUGAUCGAUUACCCUCGCUACCUCUGAAUGAACGAACUAUGCUUGUAAUCAGCUUCAAGAAUUGUUCAGAAGUGCCACUCAGGCUACUCUCUGUAUCUAUCGAGGGUGACGAGACUGACAGCUCGUGUUGCGUACGGCCUCAGCAUGAAGAAUUUGAAGAACCCAUAGUUCAUGUCCCGGGAGAAGAGUUUAAGAAGGUUUUCGCCGUUUUCCCUAAUGCAAACAGCGGAAGUAAGCUGAAAACCGGUACCGUUAGCCUGAAAUGGCAGAGGUUCCCCACCAGAGUAGAGGAUGAUGAGUUUCGUUCUCAAGUUACGAAACAGAGGCUUCCGGAUUUGAAAAUCGAGCUUCCUCCUAUUGUCGUGAGCUUGGAAUGCCCGCCUCACGCGGUUACUGGGAGUCCCUUUGUGUGUUCUGUCAGGAUUAAUAAUCACACGGAGCUUCUGCAGGAGGUCAAGUGCUCGAUUUCUGAUUCGCAGAGCUUUGUACUGUCUGGACCUCACAGUGAUACAAUUUACGUCUUGCCUGGCUCGGCCAAUGCAGUGAGUUACAUGCUUGUGCCACUUGGCUCGGGCUCCCUGCAGCUACCGAGAGUUACCGUGACUUCAGUGAGAUACUCUGCUGGUUUACAGCCCUCGUUCACGUCUUCUGUCAUUUUCGUCUACCCCUCAAAACCUCGUCUAGGGGCUUGUGGCGAAUGACAAGACGAGAAAGAUAGAGUAAAAUCAUUAGUCAUCUACUUUCAGGGGUGAAGCAAUUGCACCGCUGAAGGAGUAUGUUGUGUGUAAGUGUAAACCCCUUUUUGUUUGAGAUUAUGUGUUGAUUUGUUGAUAGUAUGUGAGAAUAACUGAUGGUCCUGUGGGUUGGAGGAGCAACAUAGUGACAGUAUUUGACCCAUGGAGCCUUGGCAUGAAAAAAAACAAAAAUGAGGUUUUUUUUUUUUAUUAUUUGUUUUUAUGUUUAUUUUUUUUGUGGGAAUGGAGGUGUGGAUUUUUUCAGGCUACUGCAGGGGUGAUUGGUUCCUACUGCCAUGCAGAUUUGUAGUGAACAUGUUAUUAUUCAAGGAUUAUGAAGAUUUCUAGUUAUUUAUUCCCAUGUGCGGCUACUUUUGUAUGUGAAUGCAUGGUCUUGUUCCAACUAAAUGCAACUUUAUGUAUUGCAUAAAAUGUAGAAUUGAUUUUAAAGUCAAUCUGCUCUCCAAAAUUCACUUAUGUCAGUCUCGUUCUGCUAUCAAAAUCACGCAACUUUCUUUUCUCUCUCUC
Messenger RNA from Striga asiatica, 4251 nucleotides. The record is from the annotation of a GenBank genome assembly. Lineage: Eukaryota; Viridiplantae; Streptophyta; Magnoliopsida; Lamiales; Orobanchaceae.